GGAAUGUUGGACAUGAUCUCACAAUUUGUGGCGACGGGGGCCGAUUUUGGUUUGACUGCUGACCACCAACCAUUUGGCAUUGCGGCAUUCACUGGCUCCUCUUGGUUCGAAAAUGCUGUUCUUGCAAUAUAA
Messenger RNA from Racocetra persica, 132 nucleotides. The record is from the annotation of a GenBank genome assembly. Lineage: Eukaryota; Fungi; Glomeromycota; Glomeromycetes; Diversisporales; Gigasporaceae.